AUGCCAGCUGAGACACACAAGACACGGCAGCGCGUGUCGAAGCAAGUCUCCAGAACAUGCAAAACCUGCACCCCCUGUCGCAGGAAGAAGAUCCGCUGCGAUGGUGCUCGGCCGCAAUGCCUCGAGUGCAGCACAAACGGGCUGGAAUGUGCGUAUCCGCAAGAUGCCAGGCGAGAGCCGCGACCGUCCAGGACUCGUGUGCAGGUUCUCGAGACGACGGUGCUUGCCAUGAUGGAACAUAUGAAGGCCGCUGGGAUUGUUCCGCCACAGACUCUUCUUGCGGACUGGAUGGAUGGGAGCGGGAAUAGAGAUGGGAGUCAGGAAGGAGAUCUGCUGCAGGAACAGCAUUCUCAGCACCAGGAAGGGGGUCUGAUGCAGCAGCAGCAUCCUCACGAUCAGAAUCUCACCGAUCUUGCCUCUAUCGCUGUCAUGGCCAGGCAAUUACCGACCCCGUCCAUAUCCAGCGCCAUGACCGACAAGCCCGACUGCCAUCCAAGUAUCCACUCGCCAUGGGACAGGGAGAACCCGGACAUGAACAAUAUCCAGCUAGGCAUGCAGACGGAGGACCGCGAGAUUCAAGAUACCCACACUACAGACGAAGGAUCAGCGAUGUCGCCGUGCGAAGCCCGCGUGGCCGGGGCGUUUCUUGAACACGGCUGUGUCUCUUCAGUCCACGGUCUUGCGAGUAUUAUGAAUCCAACAUCGAGAGCACAGUAUAGGGAAAGCAUAUCCACGGUAGGCCGGAAGGGCGAGAAUGCCAUCGCGGCAUCCAAAGCGAGGCUCAUCAGCAACGCAGCUUUGCAGCGACAACGAGAGCCUCGCAUUUUUCGCCAUCCAUCAAACAAGAUAGAUCUGGAUGGUUGCGAUCAUGAGCUGGCGAUGCACUUGCUGGAUGUGCACUUCAACCGACAGCACUACGCCUACCUGAUUUCCUAUCGCCCGGCAAUCACGGAGGGCAUCGCGAAUGGCGGCGGGCCUUGGGUUAACAAGCUCUUGCUCAACGCGAUCUACUUCUCCGGCACACUGUAUAGCGAUCGACCAAGCCUGCGUGCUGACCUGAGCGACCAGAACAGCCUCGCAGCGUACUUCUACAGGCGCUUCCGCCAGCUGCUGGCCGACGAAAUAUGCAGCCCUAGCAUCCCCACCGCGGUAGCUCUACUGCUAACCAGUGCGACUCUGGUCUCAAAAGGACAGUCUAGCGCCGGCUGGAAUCUCUCAGGUGUUGCGUACCGCAUGCUCAUCGAUAUGGGAUGCCACCUCAUGCUCGGCCCCGACUACCAGACCAACCUCACAGCAGGCCAUAGCCAGCUGCUGCGUGGCGACCUGGAGCAGGAAAUGCGCAAGCGACUGUACUGGGGGGCAUUUGUCACUGAUGCCACGCAGUCGCUGUACCUUGGGAGGCCGUGUAUGUUUGCAACCACCGAAGCCAGGGUGCCUCUUCUGCUGCUGGACACGUUCGAAGAGUUCGAGGACUGGGAGCCAUAUAUUGACCCUUCGUCUCUUGCUGAACCGCCUCCAGCAUAUGCGCCGCAACCAGCGCAUGCCAUCUCGACGUUCAACUGUCUUGCUCGUCUUUUUCAGAUCUCAGUGCGCAUUACGGAUCUGUAUGGCAUCCAGACUAUGAAGUGCACCUCGGAGUACCUCCAGCAGACCAAGUCAGCUAUCGAGAGAGACUUGGACCAGUGGAAUGCCUCUCUACCAUCUCAUCUGAGGUUCGACCCAGAUACAACCUGCACGCCGCCACCGCACCAGAUAACACCGCAUACAACCUUCCACGCCCUAACCAUACUCCUCAACCGCGCAUUCCUAGAAGAAGGACACCUCCGCCGCCACAGCGACGAAAGCAGCAGAGAACGAAGCGAGCAGGCAUGUAUAUCAAGCGCACUCGCAAUCCAGAAGUUCGUGCGCGCGUACAAGAAAGCCUUUACGCUCCGCCGUGCUCCAUUCCUCCUUUCUUACGCGGUGUAUAGCGCUGUAAUCGUUAUUCUACGCCAGGAGCGACACGAGCGCGGACAAUUCAUGGAGCCGAUAUCCUUCUUUUGGACCUGUCUUAGCGAGCUACAAGGCGGGUGUAACUUUGGCCUGGAGAAGCCACUGAGCAUCCUUCGCGACAUGGUGCAUGAAUUCCAGGUCAGCACUCGGCAUGGAGGGCAGUAUGAGAUACCUCAAAUGAACCUGGACGAGACCCUUUUCCCGCAGCCCGUGAGCCGGCAGGAGCCAUUCACUGUUGUGGGAGACGACUACGACUACAUGGGCAUGGGAGCCAUGGAUCAGUCUGAUCCUGUAGGCUUCGACACCUCAUCGCCAGGUUUCCUUGCCUCAUUGAACCAGCUGGAAAACGACAUAACCCAGGAUAGUUUAUACGGCUUAUUUGCGCCUUCGCAGUUACACCUAUAA
Molecule: messenger RNA, 2397 nt
Organism: Aspergillus versicolor CBS 583.65
Lineage: Eukaryota; Fungi; Ascomycota; Eurotiomycetes; Eurotiales; Aspergillaceae
Exons: 1
Coding region: 1-2397 (798 amino acids)
Biological process (GO): regulation of DNA-templated transcription; DNA-templated transcription
Molecular function (GO): DNA-binding transcription factor activity, RNA polymerase II-specific; zinc ion binding; DNA binding
Source: RefSeq, a predicted model, not a curated record